Priapulus caudatus is the source of this 693-nucleotide messenger RNA. RefSeq names its product cell adhesion molecule 2-like. The coding region runs from base 1 to 693 and encodes 230 amino acids. The record is from RefSeq and is a predicted model, not a curated record. Gene Ontology annotation, biological process: cell-cell adhesion. Gene Ontology annotation, molecular function: cell adhesion molecule binding. The transcript has a single exon. Gene Ontology annotation, cellular component: cell-cell junction. Lineage: Eukaryota; Metazoa; Priapulida; Priapulimorpha; Priapulimorphida; Priapulidae.
AUGUCUUUUAUAGACAGCUCUUCAUCACCGGAUGGAAUGCUACAGUUCUCUUGUGUAUCGGACAGCAGUAACCCAGCAGCUAGCGUCACAUGGUUGCUGAAUGGUGAAGAUAUCACUGCCGACUCCAGUCAAACAGAGGAAGCGGGUUCAAGAACAAACACGUUUACAGCAAAUAGCAUCCUCAGUCACACGUUCUCGCCGAUUGAUAACGACAGAGAACUGCAAUGCAAUGUCUUGAUCCAUGGCGACUUAGCGGUAGUGGAAUUAGCCGAGACCCUGUACCUGAAAGACACUGUGACCAUCAGCAGCAGCAGCAACCCUACUGGAAAUGAAGUCUUCUUACCAGAGACAGAGAAACUGACAUUAACGUGCAAUGCUGAUGGCUAUCCAGAACCAUCUUACACGUGGUUUCACGACAAACAGGGGAUACAAGCUGCAGGCGACGAGGUGGUGAUCGAGUUAGUCGAGUUUAAACACAGGAGAUUGUACGCGUGUAAAGCAACUAGUGUGUUUGGAGAAUACAUGUCGAGUAACAAGUUGAAUGUGACCGUGGUCGUGCCAGCAACGUACGUCCCCAUUGAAAUAGACGGCAAUGCUGUAGCAGACACAGAAAUAAUUCAUGUAGGACCGCAUGAAGCUAGCUGCACUUCAGACAAAAGCUUCCGGGGGAACAGUAACAUGGAAACUUGGUGA